GCAGCCAGAGCCUUGCCGGGGGCCGGGCCUAAAAUGGAGGCCAACGGCAGCGGGAGCAGCAGCGACUCGGCGCCCGACUGCUGGGACCAGGCGGACGUCGAGCCGGGCAGCGGCCCUGCUGCCGCCUCCUCCUCCUCCUCAGCCCCCGCCGAGGAAGAAGCCAGGCCGGCCUCGCUGGAGGCGGCCGAGGAGGAGCAGCAGGAGCUGCUGGGCGCGGCCUUCAGCCGGCACCUCAACGUCAACGCCAAGCCCUUCGUGCCCAACGUCCACGCCGCCGAGUUCGUGCCGGCCUUCCUCAGGGGCGGCCCCCCGGCGCCUGCCGCCCCCGCCCCGCCGCCCUCCUCCUCCUCGCCCCCGCCGCCCGCCCAGCCCCACGGGGCAACUGCGGAAUCUUCGCAAGAGGAACAGCCCUCAUCUUGUGACGGACUGAACACUGCCGUCAGUAUGGAAAUCUCUGAACCAGUCGUAGAAAAUGGAGAGACCGAAAUGUCCCCAGAAGAUUCAUGGGACCACAAAGAAGAAGCCCUUGAGCCUGAACUAGGAGGGGGACCUUCUGGAGAUGCAGGACCUAUUGAGGAGGGUACCCAGGAGAUGAUGGAAGAGGAGGAGGAGAUACCGAAGCCCAAAUCCAUGGUAGCACCACCAGGUGCUCCCAAAAAAGAACAUGUAAAUGUAGUAUUCAUUGGACAUGUAGAUGCUGGCAAAUCAACAAUUGGAGGACAAAUAAUGUACUUGACAGGCAUGGUUGAUAAGAGGACACUUGAAAAAUACGAAAGAGAAGCAAAAGAGAAAAACAGGGAAACCUGGUACCUCUCCUGGGCCUUAGACACAAACCAGGAAGAGCGUGACAAAGGCAAAACUGUGGAAGUGGGCCGCGCCUAUUUUGAAACAGAGAAGAAACACUUCACAAUCCUAGAUGCUCCCGGGCACAAGAGCUUUGUUCCAAAUAUGAUUGGUGGUGCUUCUCAAGCCGACUUAGCUGUGCUGGUCAUUUCUGCAAGGAAAGGAGAAUUUGAAACCGGUUUUGAGAAGGGAGGACAAACAAGAGAACAUGCCAUGUUGGCCAAAACAGCCGGGGUAAAACACUUAAUAGUUCUUAUUAAUAAAAUGGACGAUCCUACUGUGAACUGGAGCAACGAAAGGUAUGAAGAAUGUAAAGAGAAACUGGUGCCAUUUUUGAAGAAGGUUGGCUUCAACCCCAAAAAAGACAUUCACUUCAUGCCCUGUUCGGGACUGACUGGAGCAAACCUCAAGGAGCAAUCAGACUUUUGUCCCUGGUACAUUGGGCUACCAUUUAUUCCAUAUCUGGAUAAUUUGCCAAAUUUCAACAGAUCAGUUGAUGGACCAAUCAGACUGCCAAUUGUUGAUAAAUACAAGGAUAUGGGCACGGUGGUUCUGGGGAAGCUGGAAUCGGGCUCUAUCUGCAAAGGCCAGCAGCUUGUGAUGAUGCCAAACAAGCACAACGUGGAAGUCCUUGGAAUCCUUUCUGAUGAUGUAGAAACCGAGUCUGUAGCUCCAGGUGAAAAUCUGAAAAUCCGGCUGAAAGGAAUUGAAGAGGAGGAGAUCCUCCCGGGGUUUAUACUCUGCGAUAGUAACAACCUGUGUCAUUCAGGACGUACUUUCGAUGCUCAGAUAGUGAUAAUUGAGCACAAAUCUAUCAUCUGCCCAGGUUACAAUGCGGUGCUCCAUAUUCACACCUGUAUUGAAGAAGUUGAGAUCACAGCCUUAAUCUGUCUGGUAGACAAAAAAUCAGGAGAGAAAAGCAAGACCCGGCCCCGUUUCGUCAAGCAAGAUCAAGUCUGCAUUGCCCGUUUAAGGACAGCAGGAACCAUCUGCCUUGAGACCUUCAAAGACUUCCCUCAGAUGGGUCGUUUCACUUUAAGAGAUGAGGGUAAGACCAUUGCGAUUGGGAAAGUUCUGAAACUGGUUCCAGAGAAGGACUGAGCCUUGUUUUCAACCAGCCUGCACAAAAUACUGUGAGGGGAGGGGGGAACUGACUCUGCAAAAGCCUACUUCACGUCGCCUUCUUUUCCUUCCCAGAGAUAACCUCCUUCUUAGAUUUUGCAAUGACAGAUUUCACAGCAAAGGUCCACAUUAUGUCAGCUUUCUCAUAUUGAGAGCUCUGCUAUGCCACUGUUGAAUUCCCCCCCCCCCCAAAAAAAAACCCAAUUCCCCCUCCCCUCCUCCUCCUCCUAAAUUCUGCUUCCUUGGAAAGAUUUGGCAAUAGCUUUGUAAGUGAUGUGGACAUAAUUGCCUAGAAUUAUGAAAAAUCUAUAGGAUUUAUGUUUAAUUUUUCCCCUCCUGUUCCCAGCAUAUUAAAACAUUUUUUCAAAGCAGAUCAUUUGGAGUAUGGGUGCGUGCACAUGUUAUUAAAGACAAUUACCAUGUUAAUAAAACUAUUCAAUUUGAAAUCCCUUUUUUUUUUCCCGGGUAUCUUAAUUGCUUUCGAAUAAUGUUUCUACCAGAUGUAACACCAUCGCAUUUAGCUUUUAACCUGCCAAGUAAUCUGAGCCAUCAAUUUACUUGGACUUUUCUAAAUCCCCCUCCCUCAGUCUAUCCCUUUGUGGAUACACCACCACCACCCCUCCCCGCGAGUCAAGUUUUAAAUGAAGCAAUUAGACAAUUGACAAAAUUUGGGCUAAAGGAAAAAAUGCCUCAUUGUUUUGCCCUUUCCCUAUGGUGGCUUUAAAAAGAAGACUUAAAUACGUUCAUGCAAGUACGGUACUAUUUAAUUAACACUGCAUCAUUUUAUAGCUACAAAAAAAAAUUUUCGUUGUUGACUGAGCAGGAGUGUUUAGACCCUGGAACCAAACUGCAUUUGGCUGCUGUGUCUGCUUAAAGUCUAGCAACAAAGGCCUCCUGGCAGAAAAUGCUAACCAAUAUGGACUGUUAUGUGGUCACUCCAGCAAUAAUGCCGCAAAACUGAGCUCUCGAGCGCCAGGUUAAAUUUGGUUCGUUCUGUCUAACGUGGACAACUUGUUAAUCUUUUGCUUUUUAAAGAGAGAUCGGAAAUGAAUGGCAUAGGCAGGCAAUCCCAGAUGUUCGCUGUUCUCCCCCUUUUUAAAUAAAAUCCAAAAAAGAUUUUGCUUUUAAAAAAAAAAAAAACAGAGAAAGUAGAAUCAAGUAUAUUCUAUCAUUUUUUUGUUUGCACAUCAAAGCAAAUUUGCAUUGGAGGAAAAAGCAAUAGCGAGCCUAGAGUCUUGCGUGGUUACGGCUUGAAGGAACAAAGGUGGCAAACUUGUACUUAGCUGUAGGCUGGGUGUGGAUUCUGUACCAGGGCUUUCAAAAAACGAGGUGGAAGGUUCACUGAUGCUCAUAACGCCAGUAUGGAAUGAACAACAGUCUCUACUCUUAGAUUCAGUUAGAAGGCAGACUCUGCCAACAUUGUUCAAAAUGAUUUUCCCCUAAUUUAAUAAUUUUUUCACUGUUUUUGUAUGUACAAAGUAAUAAUGUACCCUACCCCCUACCCCUGUAAUUCUGCAGUCCCAGGACUGUUCCAUUUCACAAAAACAACACCUUGAAAUUUGAAAAAAAGUUUGCCCUUUUUGUUUCUUUGUAACUGUGGAACUCCCAUCCAUUUCACAUUUAAGGCUACAUUGUACGGACAGAGCAAAAGUUUGAUUGUCCUUCAGUUUCAUAUGACUACACUUGUAGCUACCGUAAUGCAUGAAAUUUAAAUAAAUUUUAUUAUGUCUGCAAA
Molecule: messenger RNA, 3700 nt
Organism: Heteronotia binoei (common prickly gecko)
Lineage: Eukaryota; Metazoa; Chordata; Lepidosauria; Squamata; Gekkonidae
Gene: GSPT1
Product: G1 to S phase transition 1
Exons: 15
Coding region: 34-1944 (636 amino acids)
Biological process (GO): translation
Cellular component (GO): translation release factor complex
Molecular function (GO): GTP binding; GTPase activity; translation release factor activity
Source: RefSeq, a predicted model, not a curated record